Messenger RNA from Ostrinia nubilalis (European corn borer), 893 nucleotides. Its product is annotated as chymotrypsin-1-like. Gene Ontology annotation, molecular function: serine-type endopeptidase activity. The transcript is spliced from 5 exons. Lineage: Eukaryota; Metazoa; Arthropoda; Insecta; Lepidoptera; Crambidae. Gene Ontology annotation, biological process: proteolysis. The coding region runs from base 27 to 884 and encodes 285 amino acids. The record is from RefSeq and is a predicted model, not a curated record.
AUUUUAUUCAUACUCGGGCUUCCAAAAUGGCUUUCAAGUCUGGAAUAAUUUUUAUCACCAUCGUGUUGGGAUGCUUGGCCAUCCCAACACCGCCCGAGUAUGACGAUAUGUCGAUAUUCUUCGACCAAGAAGAUUUCGACGACUCAUCCGACGCUCGCAUCGUGGGGGGCACGGAGGCCGCUAACGGGGCCCACCCGCAUAUGGUGGCUCUCACCUCUGGAACCAUACUUAGGAGUUUCCAGUGUGGAGGGUCUGUGCUUUCCCAGAGAACUGUGUUGACCGCUGCUCACUGCAUCGCUGCGUUCUUCAGCUUCGGGUCUCUUAGCAGCUCUCUCCGCGUCACCGUAGGUACCAACCGCUGGAACCAAGGCGGACAGACGCUCAGUCUAUCCGGCAACGCGACCCACCAGCACUACGUCAGCGGUACCAUCAAGAACGACAUCGGAAUGCUGUUUACGGCCUCUAACAUUGUGUUCAACAACCUCGUCAGCCCGAUCUCGCUGAGCUUUGAUUUCGUUCCGGGCAAUGUGCAGGCUAGAGCUGCUGGAUGGGGCAGGACCAGUGCUAACGCAGCCAUCCCAGCCUCGCUACUAGAAGUCCAGCUUCCCACCAUCGACGGCCAGCAAUGCGUGCGCGACGCGGCGCUAGCAUCGGUGACGCUCAACAUUCGUGCUCCGCCUGUAGAACCACACAUCGAGCUGUGCACCUUCCACUCCCCAGGCAGAGGCACUUGCCGCGGUGACUCCGGUAGUGCUUUGGUCCGCAUCGACCGCGGCACCCAGAUCGGAAUCGUGUCGUGGGGCUUCCCUUGCGCCCUCGGAGCGCCCGACGUGUUCGUCCGAGUCAGCGCCUUCCAAUCCUGGAUCAACCAGCACCUCCGUUAAUAAAUGAAU